Molecule: messenger RNA, 1638 nt
Organism: Sungouiella intermedia
Lineage: Eukaryota; Fungi; Ascomycota; Pichiomycetes; Serinales; Metschnikowiaceae
Source: the annotation of a GenBank genome assembly
AUGCCUGAUAACUCGGUGCCGACGAAAGAUUCGAACACUGAUACUUUGGUCCUUUCGAAUAAUCUGGACGCUACGAAUGUUCUACUGCAAACAUCCAUCAAUGAAGAAGUCAACCCCGAUGAUGGAUUGAUUGAAAUUUCAAAUGCUCCUGGUGAUGUACUAGUUGGCGAGAAUUCAAAAAAACUUCCUAGUAUGACAAAUGAUUUACCGAGUUUCAGUGGAGGUCCAUCUCAUGCGCAUGUCCUCUCCGAUGAUGAGAUUAGUUUGUCCGAAGAUUCUCCAGACAUCUCCAGUUCUGAAUCCGAUUCCAGUUCUGAAUCCGAUUCCAAUUCUGAAUCCGAUUCCGAUUCUGAAGGUGAUAUUUCAAGCUCGGAUGAAGAAAUUCAAAGUGGAAAACAAAAGAACAAUGAUCGUUUGGAAGAUAUUGAUGACGAAGAUGAGGCCCAAAUAGGACCCAUAUUGUCAAAGAAUGAAGUUCUAGACGAAACUGCUCCAACUUUGCCACCGGAUUACAAGAUUCCAGCUCACUCGGUCUUGGAGCAUGUUGGAGAAAUUUCUGCAGUGGUGGAGAGAAACGUCAUUAUUAGGGCAAACAUUUCUGGUGAAUUCAGAGUUCUCAAAGAAAAUUCUGUGCUCUGCUUCGAAGAUAAACAAGUUUUAGGUCUAUUGUAUGAAACUUUUGGUAGAUUGCAAGCACCUAAUUAUCGAGUCAAAUUCAACAACGACGAUGAUUUUGACAAGGUGAAAAAUAAGAAAGGAGAAAAGGUAUACUACGUCGUUUCAGAGUCUCAAUUCAUAUACACUGAUGUGAUAAAGAAGUUAAAAGGUACUGAUGCAAGUAACUGCCACGAUGAAGAGCUUCCAGAAGAAGAGCAGGAGUUUUCAGAUGAUGAACAAGAGAUGGCAGCAAAACAAGAGAAGAGGAGGAAAAGAAAACAAAAAAAACCAGAGGGAAAUACAACUGAAGUGCACACGAAAAGGAGGCAACAAGGAAAGCCUGAACAAUCGUUCAUAUCGUAUGGUUUUGCCCACCAGAGUCAAGAACGGAUGCAUCAGAAACAAGUGGUUGAUGGGACGCAAGUGUAUCAGCGACCGAAUACUAUAUUGAGCAACCAAGGCUUAUCUUACUCAAAUGGCUCCCAAUACUCUCAGUCAAUACAAGGUGUCCCUUAUCCAAAUAUGCAGAGUUCCUAUUAUGGUCAACAUAACAAUUUCAUAGCUCCAGCUCAGCAGAGCUUCGAAAUGGCCACAAAUUUCCAUCCAUUUGCCGGUAACUCUUGGGCUACCGGAUCAUACCAGCAACAGCAAGGAUCAUACCAGCAACAGCAAGGAUCAUACCAGCAACAGCAAGGAUCAUACCAGCAACAGCAAGGAUCAUACCAGCAACAGCAAGGAUCAUACCAGCAACAGCAACUGCCACCACAACCUUACUUUCCACACUGGAAUGCACAUCAUCCCAGUUCUUUUCUUCAACCACAACAGGUCGAACGGAUCUCGCUGAUUCAAGACGGAACAUUACCACCUCUGCAGCAGCAUGCGAAUGCCCUGCUUGAAGUUUUACGUCAACUUCAGAACUUAGUAGCUUCUCAGACAGCGCCUACUAAUCUGAAGGCAACACCAGAGGAAGGCAGAAAAUAA